AUGGCAGAUACAGUCUCUCACAAUUACUAUCCGCCCGGGGUCAAGUUACCUCAUUUCGUGCCGAACGAGGACUCGGUGAUUUCAUUGAUUGCUCGCUUUGGAGCUCUUUGGGUGGCAGUUUCUAUUGGAGCAACCUUCUUGAUUCGCCGCCUGGACCUGAAAACAAGUUUCGCAGACCAAGUUACUUUCGUCUGGAUGUGUCUAACGGGAUGGAUCCAUCUCUUUUUCGAGGCUCAUUUCGUUCUGAAUCACGUAGAGCUGGCUGGUGACCAAAGCCUUUUUGGUCAGCUGUGGAAAGAGUACUCGCUUUCUGAUUCUCGGUAUUUGACUUCUGACUCGUUCUUGGUCUCCAUGGAGGCUGUUACCGCGUUUUGUUGGGGCCCACUGGCGUUCUUUAUCGCAUAUUGCAUCGCAGUCAAGCAUCCCCUACGAUAUGCCUUGCAGCUUAUCAUAUCUGUGGGUCAGGUUUAUGGUGAUGUUCUCUACUACGCCACCAGCUUGCUCAACAUUGAAUACUGCCGACCGGAGAGAUAUUAUUUCUGGUUUUACUACUUCUUUUUCAAUUUCAUAUGGAUGGUUGUUGGUUGCUGCUGUAUUUGGCAUGCAGUUAUCAAGAUCUGGGAAGCUUUUGGAAAGCUGGAACAGCUUGAGACUUCACAAAAGAGGAAAUGA
Messenger RNA from Penicillium argentinense, 672 nucleotides. RefSeq names its product EXPERA domain-containing protein. NCBI's taxonomy places the organism in Eukaryota, Fungi, Ascomycota, Eurotiomycetes, Eurotiales, Aspergillaceae. Gene Ontology annotation, molecular function: steroid Delta-isomerase activity; C-8 sterol isomerase activity; cholestenol delta-isomerase activity. Gene Ontology annotation, biological process: sterol biosynthetic process. The record is from RefSeq and is a predicted model, not a curated record. The transcript has 4 exons. Gene Ontology annotation, cellular component: membrane; endoplasmic reticulum. Bases 1 to 672 code for a protein of 223 amino acids.